This is a messenger RNA of Blepharisma stoltei, 204 nucleotides long. Lineage: Eukaryota; Ciliophora; Heterotrichea; Heterotrichida; Blepharismidae. The record is from the annotation of a GenBank genome assembly.
AUGAGUUGAAAGUAUACAUUGGAUUUAUUAGAGUCAUAUACUUUUGAGUGCAUACAUGUUCAUCAAAAUCAUAAUCAUAAAGGAAUUCCGCAAGAUCAGUGUGAUAAUUUAAUUGAAUGCGAAUAUUGCCAAAUAGCAUCAAAGAACAAGUGAUCCAAUAUUAUAUUGAAGGAUUUACAAUUAGGCAGAUACAGUCUAUGCUAA